Messenger RNA from Ostreococcus tauri, 1356 nucleotides. Its product is annotated as AIR synthase-related protein, C-terminal domain. Gene Ontology annotation, cellular component: cytosol. The coding region runs from base 1 to 1356 and encodes 451 amino acids. NCBI's taxonomy places the organism in Eukaryota, Viridiplantae, Chlorophyta, Mamiellophyceae, Mamiellales, Bathycoccaceae. The record is from RefSeq and is a predicted model, not a curated record. Gene Ontology annotation, molecular function: phosphoribosylamine-glycine ligase activity; phosphoribosylformylglycinamidine cyclo-ligase activity. Gene Ontology annotation, biological process: 'de novo' IMP biosynthetic process; adenine biosynthetic process. The transcript has a single exon.
AUGGCCCAGCCGACGCCGUCGACGCGAUCGCGGUCGCGCGUCGCGCGCACGUCGCGCGGGACACCGCGACGGCGUCGGGCGAUGCCCGGGUGUCGCGCGAUCGCGCGCCCCCGGGUCGUGGGCGCGUCUCGCGCGCGCGAUGGACGUCGCGGGCGAUCGCGCGCGGUGACCCGAGCGGCGGCGACGCCGGACGAGCGAUACGCCGCGCGCGGCGUGAGCGCGUCCAAGGAGGACGUGCACGCGGCGAUUCAGACGGUCGAUAAGGGAUUGUUCCCGAAAGCGUUCUGUAAGAUCGUGGAGGACAUCGCCGGGGAUGAGGCGUGGUGCACGUGCAUGCACGCGGAUGGGGCGGGGACGAAGACGUCGUUGGCGUACGCGUACUGGCGAGAGACGGGUGAUCUGUCGGUGUGGCGAGGGAUCGCGCAGGAUUCGAUCGUGAUGAAUACGGAUGAUUUGUUGUGCGUCGGGUGCGUGGAUAAUAUCUUGGUGUCGAGCACGAUCGGGAGGAAUAAGGCGCUCAUUCCGGGCGACGUCUUGAGCGCGCUCAUCAACGGGACGGAGGAGGUCUUGGGAACGCUUCGCGAGUGCGGGGUCGGGGUGAAGUCCACGGGUGGUGAGACGGCGGAUUUGGGGGAUUUAGUGCGCACGGUGGUGGUGGAUACCACGGUGACGGCGCGCAUGCGACGGGAUCAGGUGGUUAGCAACGACAACAUCCGCGCGGGCGACGUCGUCGUCGGUUUGGCGUCCUACGGCCAGGCGACGUACGAGACGGAGUACAACGGCGGCAUGGGGAGCAACGGUCUGACUUCGGCGCGACACGACGUGUUCGCGAAGAGUGUUGGACAAAAAUACCCGGAAACGUACGACCCGAGCGUUCCGGAGGCGUUGGUGUACAGCGGCAAAUAUCAGCUCACCGACGUCGAGCCGGAGACGGGCAUGACGGUGGGCAAGCUCGUUCUGAGCCCGACGCGCACGUACGCGCCCGUGGUGAAGGCUGUCCUCGACGCGAUGGAUGUCAAAGAUAUUCACGGCAUGGUGCACUGCAGCGGCGGGGCGCAAUCCAAGGUUGGACACUUCUUGUUGGACAACCUGCGCGUCGUCAAGGAUAACAUGUUCCCCAUCCCGCCGCUCUUCCGCCUGAUUCAGGAGUGCUCCAACACGGAGUGGAGCGAGAUGUACAAGGUUUUCAACUGUGGGCAUCGUCUGGAGUUCUACUGCGCCCCUGAACACGCGCAAAAGAUCAUCGACAUUAGCCAAAGCUUCAACAUUGACGCCCGCGUCGUCGGUCGCGUCGAGGCCAAGGAGGGGAAAUCGGAGGUCGUCGUCAAGAGUGAGUACGGCGAGUUCACGUAUUAA